This is a messenger RNA of Durio zibethinus, 1207 nucleotides long. Its product is annotated as phosphoglycerate mutase-like protein AT74H. Lineage: Eukaryota; Viridiplantae; Streptophyta; Magnoliopsida; Malvales; Malvaceae. The record is from RefSeq and is a predicted model, not a curated record. Gene Ontology annotation, molecular function: catalytic activity.
UAACAAAGAAGAUAUUUCUAAAUUAAAAAAAAAAAAAAAUCAAACCUUUAGAGGAAAAUCAAACCUUUAAUUCACAUGUUCAACAUUCUAACCAAUCCCCAAAUCCCACAUUUCCAGCAAGAAUUAGAAAAGAAUGCAAGAGAAUAACCAUAAUCGUAACCACCAUCAGCACCACAGCUGGAAGCCGUUACCGAAACGCAUAAUCCUAGUCCGACAUGGUGAGUCCGAAGGCAACUUAGACACCUCAGCCUACUCGACAAUCCCCGACCACCAGAUCUCCUUAACCGAACUAGGCCAUGCUCAAGCCCGCCUGGCCGGUUCCCACCUCCGGGACCUCAUUUCCUGCCAUGGCUCUUCCUCUGAUUGGCGGGUCUACUUCUACGUCUCUCCUUACGAGCGCACCCGAUCCACUCUACGGGAGAUCGGGAAAUCGUUUUCCAAGAAAAGGGUGAUUGGGGUGAGGGAAGAGUGUAGGAUUAGAGAACAGGACUUUGGGAAUUUCCAGGUGGAGGAAAGGAUGAGAGUUAUAAAGGAGACGAGGGAAAAGUUUGGGAGGUUCUUUUAUAGGUUCCCGGAAGGUGAAUCUGCUGCUGAUGUUUUUGAUCGUGUUUCCAGUUUUCUUGAAUCACUAUGGAGAGACAUAGACUUAAAUAGGCUUCACAUUGAUCCUACUCAAGACUUUAAUCUCAUAAUAAUCUCACACGGUCUGGCCUGCCGGGUGUUUCUAAUGAAGUGGUUCAAAUGGACAGUUGAGCAAUUCGAGCUCUUAAACAAUCUUGGCAAUUGUGAGAUUCGAGUUAUGGAGUUGGGACAUAGUGGAGAAUAUAGCUUAGCAAUCCAUCAUACAGAUGAAGAGUUGCUAGAAUGGGGACUAUCUGCAGAAAUGAUAGAAGAUCAGAAAUGGCGGAUUAAUGCCAACAGGGCUGAUUCGAAUGAUCAUUCUAGCUGUUAUCUUAAUUCAUUUUUUAACCAUCAAUUAGACUCAGAUGAUGAGGAUGUCAAAGAAGUUGAUAUUGACUCAUAUGAUGAUACCAAAAAAAUGGUUUAGAUACUGAUUAUUAGAAUUCAAAAGUUGUGUUGUAGUAAUUUCUAUUGAAAAGUUCAUUCAUGUAGAUAGAUUUAACAAGCAACUCAUAAUUGACUUAUUAAUUUUAAAUAUGACAAGGUGAUGUAAGACGGAAAUGAUAUAUAAAAAGACGUGAAAGUA